UUGAGGCAGCAGCUGUAGCACUCUGUCCAACUUAACUUCACUCAGCUGACUGAGUAAAGCAGGUGAAACCCCGGUGGUUUACUCCCAACAUGUGGCUGUGGGCACUGCUUCCCGUUUGCCUGUCUGUCUUUGGCACUGUGGGCAUUUGGACGGUGUUUGGUAUAGCUGUAUCAAAUGGUUCUGUCAACUUAACAGAAGGGUUCCCGUAUAUCAGCAAAUGUGGCACUUACAACCCCCAGAGCUGUCUCUUCUCCCAGAUCUGUAACAUCUGUGCUUUUUUAGCCCUGUGGGUUGUGGUGAUCCGCUUCCAACAGAUCAGGGACUUCGGGUACCAUGGAAAAGCCAACAAGAUCAGCAUUGUUUUGGGGUUCAUCUCCACCUUUGGAAUCUCCAUCCUCGGUAACUUCCAGCAAUCAGUCAUAAUGGGAGUUCACCUCUUGGGAGCGUUCCUCGCUUUCUUCAUUGGCCUGGCCUACUUCUGGGUGCAGCUGUUUCUAACCUAUCGGACUGAGCCGUCCCAGCACAAACACUGGGUGGGCCCUGCCAGGGCGACCGGCUGCACCAUUUGUACCAUCUUGGUCAUCAUCAUGUCUGUCCUCCACAACACAGGAUACCGUUCAUGGGCUGCCAUCGGUGAAUGGGUCUUAGUCAUGUUGUUCUUCUUCCUGUUCGGCCUCUUUGCUGCAGAGUUCAAACACAUCGACUACCACCACCUCAUUGUGCAGAAACAGGCUCUUAGCAACUGCAAGGACAGCGAACCGGUGGAGAUGAAUGGUCACAUGGCAUGACCACACACACACUCACACCCCUGAGACCCUGUACCUGCUAGACCAGAAACCAAGAUAUUUAAAAUGUGACCAAACCUCUGAGAUUAUGCCAAGAAUUUACACCAACUUAAUUUGGAGACUCGGGAAUAACGCAGCAUAGGCUUGUAGGGUGUUGGGUUGUGUUUUCUAUGCAGGUAGGAUGUAGAUACAGUGCUCAUGUGGCACUAGCCUAGAGUUUAAACGUUAUGGUGCAUCAUUUACACUUGUAUAUGUAGUAUGAUGUAUUGCAGCUAUUGAUAGUUAUGACAUUAGUCACAUCUGUUUAUCUGCAGUACUUGGAUAAAGAGGCUAAUUCCAUGCACAGAAUUGUGAAAAACAGUCAGCAGUGGCCUUAAGAAACAUUUUAUAAACAUAAUUUAUAACGUAGAACAGGUGAGCCUAACCAAGAUUUCUUGUAUUGCUCUGUGCUACAGCCCUGAGCUUGCACACAUAGCAAUAAGUGCAUGAUAACACAAGGUGGCGCCAUUGAACCAUUAUUC
Molecule: messenger RNA, 1306 nt
Organism: Myripristis murdjan (pinecone soldierfish)
Lineage: Eukaryota; Metazoa; Chordata; Actinopteri; Holocentriformes; Holocentridae
Gene: tmem150b
Product: transmembrane protein 150B
Exons: 7
Coding region: 90-788 (232 amino acids)
Cellular component (GO): plasma membrane
Source: RefSeq, a predicted model, not a curated record